Messenger RNA from Nymphalis io (European peacock), 1670 nucleotides. RefSeq lists its product as uncharacterized. The transcript has 5 exons. Bases 65 to 793 code for a protein of 242 amino acids. Lineage: Eukaryota; Metazoa; Arthropoda; Insecta; Lepidoptera; Nymphalidae. The record is from RefSeq and is a predicted model, not a curated record.
UUUUGGGUUCACGUUAAAGCCAGUUUUCUAUAAAAAUAAGUGCUUACAGGAAACAGAAGCUACAAUGGGUGAAGAACCAAGUUGCAGUAAUGUAAGCGCCUUGCCAGAAGAAAUGGAAACUGAUCUUCCACAGACAGGCUCGAUCUCUCGAUACAGAUUUCCAUGUCCUAAUUGUCUUGAAAUGUCAUAUGGCUUAGAGAUAAUAACAAGCGAUAUAUCCUACUUCGGAAAUAACCUGCGGAGCGUUAUAGCAGAAAGCGAAAUAUUGAUAAAAGAUUAUUUGAAAAGACAGCGCUUAGAGCGCAAGGCAUCGACAACACAAAAGAAUAAAAUGUUUAACGUUGAUGAAGAAUCAAGCCUCUCCGGCAGCGAGGACGAUCUUUUAUUAGCGAAAAAGGAAGUUUCGGAUAAUUGUACGAAACAGAGGACCUAUGGCCGCAGCAGUAAUGCAGAAAAACGAACAUUUGGAUCAUGGCUCAUCCUUUCAUUCGUAACUGGAGGCUGGAACUACAGCACCGUGAAGAAUUUUCUAUUAAACGAAUACGGAGUAAAAUGUUCCCGAAGUAGGACUACUCCGGAAAGGCUUGCGAUGGCAGGAGUGUUCAAAGCUAUCGUUAAAUUUGAAAAUAGAGAAGAACUUAAGCAAGUAGUUAUGAGCUUAAAAGAAAGUCAAAUACAUGACAAAUUUUUAUUUUUAUCAUUCGAUAAAAGGUCAGUCAACCAGGAGUUUUCAGAAUCAGAUUCUGACGACGGGAGUACCGGUUACUUGGUCCCGAUAUCCAAAGGAACUUAAAUUUAUUGAAAAAUUUGGAUUAUUAUUCGUAUUUUAAUCAAUUAGUCGAGUCUAAGCUAUCUUCUAAGAAGCUAAUUCAACAGUAUACAAUAUAAACAUACAAUUUAUGUAUUUACCUAAUAUAUAUUAUCGUGGGAAGACAAGGGGAGGAGAGGAGGAGAUAUAUAUAUAUCAAGACAGAUUUUCAGCAUAGAAUAAUUUCUAAUAAUUUAAAUAAUUGUUGCUGUAACUUUGGUUGGUGUCGCAGUCGGUGGCAAGCCAUAGAAGUUGAAGUUUCUGUAAAGGACAGAUUGUAAGCGUAAAUAAUAAAUUAAAAACAAUUCCAAAAGGUACAGGUUUUAUACAUUAUAGAAAUGAUGAUUAAAAGUGUAAAAUAAUCAAAUUAUUAUGUAACUAUUUUAUUCGUAAUUAUAACAAUUUAAAAUUGAACUCUUUUUCCGAAGAAUCAAUAAAAACACCUUAUAUGUCAAUUUCUUUAUGGUAAAUAUAUUUGCUCCUUCUACGGAAGACGAUAUUUUAUAUCUAGUAAUGGUAUAUGCACACGUCUUCUUAUUUUAAAAAUCUUAUUGAAAAUCUAGUCAAUUUAAUUUAUACUUACGUUUUGGAAUAUUCUACCAAUAAAUUAACAAGUUAUUUAUAUAUACGACCUAGGAGUUAGUUAUUUAUUGUUGAAGUUUUAUUAACUAAAAUAAUCAGCAGUUAUUUUUUGCCCAUAUUGUCUUGUAUACAUCUCGUACUAUAAACGCUUGAUCAGAAGGUCCUGAGGAACCUUACUUUAUUUACUUUACUUUUAAUAUGAUUAGAUUGAAGUUUCUUCUGUGAUAUAAUAUAUUUCUUAAAUGCAGGUAUUAAUUAUAAUUUUUACUGUUAGAAAGCA